ACAGAACCAGUGGAGGCUGAGGAUCCCAACACUUAUCGAGAAGCAAUUACCAGUAAAGAAUCUCCUUAUUAGCUUACUACCAUGACAGAGGAGAUUGAGUCUCUACAUAAGAACCAGACAUGGAAGCUUGUGAAGCCACCAAAGGGACAAAGAAUUGUUGGAUGCAAAUGGGUCUUCAGGAGAAAAGAAGGAAUCCCAAGGGUAGAGACACCAGAUUCAAGGCUAGAUUGGUUGUGAAGGGUUUCAUACAACGAGAGGGUAUUGAUUUCCAUGAGGUAUUCUCUCCUGUGGUAAAACACAGCUCUAUUCAUGUUUUACUUGCCAUGGUUACUUUAUAUGAUCUUGAGUUGGAGCAGCUUGAUGUAAAGACUACUUUCUUACAUAAUGAGUUGGAGGAACGAAUUUAUAUGUCUCAGCCAGAGGGAUUCAUAGUUUUAGGAAAAGAAGAUCAUGUUUGUUUGCUCCAGAAAUCCUUAUAUUAAGAACAAACAAAUUAAUCAAUUAUAAGGUCAUCG
Molecule: messenger RNA, 515 nt
Organism: Rubroshorea leprosula
Lineage: Eukaryota; Viridiplantae; Streptophyta; Magnoliopsida; Malvales; Dipterocarpaceae
Source: the annotation of a GenBank genome assembly